AUGCUUAUAGAAAAAGAAUUUCUUCAAGUACUUGUAGAAUUUCUUGACAAUGAAACAAGAAAGAAAAUGAUGUUUAUUAAUAAAAAAAUUCAGCAAGUAAUUCUUUGUGACAAAACAUUUAGAGGUACAGCUGAUGAAGUAUCUAAAGAAUAUAGCCACUGUUCACAAAUUACUAAAGUGAUAAUGACAACUGAAAAAGAGUAUUGUAGUUCAUUUAAUUGUUUAUUUCUACCACAACUGAGAGAACUAGAAAUUAAAAGUUCUAUCAAUGAGAGUCAAUUAUAUGACCUUCUAUCUGUUGUGAAAGACGUAGAAGUAAAACGUUUGUCUAUUAAAUCAAUUUCUUCAAUUUCAUUUGAAGAACCAAUAAUUGAUUUACUAAGUUGUUUAACUUCAUUAACUGAGUUUGAAUGCUUUGAGCCACUUACAUUUUCUACACAAUCAGUAUCUGUCUUAGAAAAAUUAGAGAAGUUAACAAUAUAUUGUGAAAAUGAUAUUUCAUUUAUUACUAACUUAAAAUAUUUAAAGAAUUUAAAAGUUUAUUCUUCAAAUGAAAAUGUGUUAAAUUCAUUAAUCAAUAAUAUAAAAUUAAUGAGCCUCACUUCAAUUGAUAUUCAUUCAUUACCUUGUAUUUCUCAAACUUCAUCAUUAGAUGAAUUCGUGUUACAUUCAUCUCUUUUAAGACUAGUACUUCCCAUUUCAUUAGAAAUUAUUUCUUCAUUAACCUCUCUUACACCAACAAAUAAAUCAUACUUUUUUUAUAUCAAACCUUCUGAUACUCUUCCAAUAUCAAUUAGUAUUGACAAACCUUUAUCAACACUUCCUUGUAAAUUUUUCUUUUGUUUUAACCUUCCUAUUUCUUUAGGUUUAGUUCACUCAAAAUUAACUAAUGAACAACUGUUAUUCAUAUUAAAAAAUAAUAUCCUUUCUUCUCCAAUUAUCCAAUUGUUUAUUGAUAAUUCACCUUCAUUAACUUCUUCAUUAUUUACAUCAAAUACUUUUACUUCAAUUCAACGUUUAUAUCUUAAUGAACAACCAUUCUUAGAUAUUUCUUCUUUUACAACUUUAAAAGGAUUAAAAUUAUUAGUACUUUCAAAAACUUCUUAUCCAACUCAAUUACUCCCUCUUCCAUCAGUAAAAACACUUUCAUUACAAUCAGUUAAUAAUUUUACAUCAUUUACUUCUUUAUCAAAUUUUCCUUCCUUAACUGCUCUUGAACUUUUUGACAUUCCAAGUAAAUGUUAUCUUGAUGGUUCUUUAAAAUAUUUUACACAUAUUAACUCUUUGAUAAUAGAACCAUUGUCUUAUGAACGACUUUCUUUACAACAUGUCUCAUCAAUUCAUGAUUUAGUCUUAUAUGAUCAAAACUCAAAACUUCAACCUCAUAACUUUGAUUUCUAUUUGACAUACAUAACUUCUUUAACCAUCCAAAAAUUCCUUAAUAUCAAGGAUUUCUCAUUUAUCAACAACGCUAAGUCAUUACGUUCUUUAAAUAUUACAGAGUGUCCCCUACUUGAUCCUUCUUCUUUGAAACAAUUAACUCAAAUAACAACUUUAACAAAAUUAAAAAUUCGUCAAAAAAUGAUUAAAGAAUUAACUUAUUCUAUUAAUAAAGAGUAUUCAUUCAUUUCUUCAUUAUCUUCACUUCAAAAAAUACAAUUGGCAUUACCUACUUCUUAUGAAGUACUUUGUCAAAUAUUUCAUUGUAAAAAUAUUGUCUCAAUAGAUUUUUUCUCUUGUUUAUGUAAUGAUAAAAGUCCAGUUGACCCGCUAUUAUUUGUUCCUGCUUUAACAUGUUGUCAUUUAAAAAAACUGUCCUUUCCCAAUGAAAUGAGAGUAAAACAAUGUACUUUAUGGGAUAUUAUUAAGAAAGAAUUUUUAUUAAAAAAUAUUGUUUUAAAUGACAAUUAUUAA
Molecule: messenger RNA, 1914 nt
Organism: Entamoeba nuttalli P19
Lineage: Eukaryota; Evosea; Mastigamoebida; Endamoebidae
Exons: 1
Coding region: 1-1914 (637 amino acids)
Source: RefSeq, a predicted model, not a curated record